Fukomys damarensis (Damara mole-rat) is the source of this 2170-nucleotide messenger RNA. RefSeq names its product regulator of G protein signaling 16 (gene Rgs16). The transcript is spliced from 5 exons. The record is from RefSeq and is a predicted model, not a curated record. Bases 105 to 710 code for a protein of 201 amino acids. NCBI's taxonomy places the organism in Eukaryota, Metazoa, Chordata, Mammalia, Rodentia, Bathyergidae.
UAAACUCAACCGGAGCAGACCGGUGCUUGUCCCCACAGCCCCCAGCCGCGAUCCCACUGGAGCCAGUCACCAUUUACACAGCGUGCUGCCCUGAGCCCGCAACCAUGUGCCGCACCCUGGCUGCCUUUCCCACCACUUGUCUGGAGAGAGCCAAAGAGUUCAAGACACGUCUGGGGAUCUUUCUUCACAAAUCAGAGCUGGGCUCUGAUGCUGGCAAUGUUGGCAAGUUUGACUGGGGCAGUAAACACAACAAAGAGGGAUGUGUCUCAGAAGAUCUGCUGCGGUGGAGAGAGUCCUUCGACUCACUGCUGAGCAGUAAAAAGGGAGUGGCUGCCUUCCAUGCCUUCCUAAAGACGGAAUUUAGUGAGGAGAACCUAGAAUUCUGGUUGGCCUGUGAGGAGUUCAAGAAGAUCCGAUCAGCUGCCAAACUGGCCUCCAGGGCCCACCGUAUCUUUGAUGAGUUCAUUCGCAGUGAAGCCCCUAAAGAGGUGAACAUAGACCAUGAGACUCGGGAACUGACAAGGACGAAUCUUCAGGCAGCCACAGCCAUGUGCUUUGACAUAGCACAGGGGAAGACGCGCACCCUCAUGGAGAAGGACUCCUAUCCACGCUUCCUGAAGUCACCUGCCUACCAGGACCUGGCUGCACAAGCCACUGCCACCUCCACCUCUGCAUCCAGCUGCAGCCCGGCUGAGCCCUCACACACCUGAACCUCAAGGGCAGUGAGGAAACCAGUGGGAAGCGAGGUGGAGUCACCCAUCCCUGAGGCGGCUGCCCCUGUAGGGGAUCAGGCUCUGCCCAGCAAGUGCGAGAGGACAGUGGAAGGGGAGCGGUCCUGCAGCCUGCGGGAGGAAUAUUUGCUCCUCCAGAUACUGUGGGUUGGGUGCCAUGUGUAAGAAUGCUCCCUACAUCCAGGAGCUGUGGCUAAGGGCUCUCCGGGGAAAAAUAUGGGGGUGCAGCAGUUAACUAUGGCUCUUGUCCUUCCCAAUGGAGCUAGGACAGAUUCCAGGGUGCCUAGGGAAAUUUGAAAAAGAGAAUUGCCAUGGAUCAUUUGAGUUCAAUCCCAUCUUGCUUUCCUAAUUUCCUUAGUUGGCCCAGAAGGAGCCCAGGAUAUGGAAUCUUGCUGUUCUGCCCUGCUCACCUGUCCCUAUCCCAGGUCACCCCAGGGCACCUUGGCUUCUGCUUCUUAAUGCUACCCUGUGGCCCUUCUUGUAGUCUUCUCAAGGUCAGCAAGUCCAUGUGAUUCUUGCCCAGAAUGACAUUUGUAUACCUCAAAGAGUGGCCAUGAACCCUGAAAAGGGGCCACCUUGCACAUGUGAAUGCAGCCUGGUGCUCUCGGUGGCCUCAUGCAGGUGGCCUCAGCUCUGUGUCUGCAGCAGUUCCACCUGUGAGUGGGCCCUUGUAGGACCUCUCUGAGCUCUCUGAGCCCUUAGAGAUGAGGCCCAGGAGGAGGAAGGAAGAGGCCUCAGGGGCAGCAGGGGAUAAGGGAGAAAGGGGUCAUAAGAAACAAAUCUCUUGACAGUGCCUGAAAAUCCUGCAGAAAACAAGCCAGUAUUUUCUUCAGGCAUGAGAAGAAAUAAAGAGAGGCCCUAGGGUAGAAAGUUUCUUUCCUGUGAACAUGAAAUGCACACUGGAGUGUUGGAGGGAUGGGGUGGGGACCAUGAUGGUCCAGGAACAGAAUAUAAGGCUGGGACUAAAGCUGGAGAGUGGGGCUGUUUGGAAGGGUGAGGCUGGGAAAGUCAGAAGUGGCUACCACUUCAGGCCUCACUGGACAAACAUUCUGAGGUGACACUCUGCUUCAGAGCCAGGGGAGUGAUGAAUCCACUUGGACAGCCAACACUGCCCUCUGUGCACUUGAACUCCUCUAGGAGAAAAUUAUUUAAGUAUAAUGUGUUUGCAGUAUGCUGAGUUUUUGUUACUGUCAUCAUUAUUUAUUAUUGUGUUUCAGUUUCUCCCCUGAGAAUCUCAGCAGGAGUUGCUGCCUGCCUGUCCCUUUCCCUUCACCAGACUCUACCUCUGAAUGUGCUGGGAGCCACUUAAGGCCUGUUAGGAACACAUCACUGUUUAAAUAUUUAUUUAUUGUUGACCAAGGAAACUGGGUUCCUUGAUGUGAGUGAUGUAUGCAGUUUUGGUCAACAUGUUAUAUUCUUAUAAAAUAAAAACAAAACUC